AUGGAAUCCGACGCAAAUAUAGGUUUGACUGAAUCACUCGAGCGUGUCCAACGAAAAUGUUUACCAUAUAUUAGCUACAAACGACAACGUAAUACUGGUGACCUUUCUCCUUCCUUAUCUAUACCACGAAAUAUGAUUCAAAUGAGCAUCCAAUUUCAAUAUCUGGACAACAGAAGACAACGCAAUGAUAUUUACUUCAUGACCAAACUUGCAAACGGAACUAUAUCUAGUCCUGAGCUUCUGAAACUAGUACAAUUUCAUGUUCCUCUAUAA
Molecule: messenger RNA, 273 nt
Organism: Macrosiphum euphorbiae (potato aphid)
Lineage: Eukaryota; Metazoa; Arthropoda; Insecta; Hemiptera; Aphididae
Source: the annotation of a GenBank genome assembly